AUGGCGGCGACAGUGCCAGUGGAACUAGCAGCAGCUUCAGCAGUAACAUCAUCAAUACCCACGAAUACUGCCACGGCGGCGGUCAGCCGGUCGAUAAGGUCGGGUCGUCACAACCGAGGCGAGCGAAUGACGUUUGAGCUGGAUGAUGUUUUGCGGGAAUACACCCCUGACCAAUUCAAGACGUGCAAGGCCUACGAUGUCGGGGGUGUCAACAUCCUGAACAAGAAGCCCGUCGAUUCCAAGACGGCCCUCGACAAGAUCAAGCGACGGAGGGAGACUCACAACCGAGUCGAGCGGCGACGCAGGGAUUGUAUCAACCAACUGAUAGAUGAACUCACGGCUUUACUACCCAAGGAGGACGACAAUGAUAUUUCCAAAUCUCAUCGGGUCAACAUUCUUCGCACAGCGAUUGCACACAUUCAGAACCUCACGCGGCAGAACGAGAAUCUUCAACAACAGGUCGACGCCCUCAAAGCUGGACAACCCAUGCCCCCACCCGCAAUCAUCACCACUCUUGCACCGAUGAUGGACUAUGACGACUCGGAAACGGCCUACAGCGACAAUUUACCUAGCCCGGGAUCUGCAUCCUACUCGGCGUAUUCUCCCAGGUCACCCUUGUCGCCGUCUGUCAGCGCAGCAGCAGGAGGAGCGUAUUCACCGCUGUCAAGUCCUGGUGGGCCUUUGAGUCCCUAUCACCCUUUGAACCCCUCAGCGGGUCAUGGAAGAGGCACUUAUCAGGAUUGGACUCAACCAUCGGGACAACUGAACUCUUCAUUUGGAGAACAAUCAACUUCAUACUCAAAUGAGACGAUGGCAUCGACAACAGCUCCUAUGCCGGAUAUACCCAUGAUUGUGGAACCUUCAGAGCAUGUUUCGACACCAGAAUCAGGGUCUUUGGGCACGGGUUCCAAGCGGCUGAACCGACAGACCCUGCCGCGGCUUCAAUUGGCCCCACCGCCUUUCCAUCAGCAUUCACAGCACCACAACCAUCACCAGCAACAACAACCGCAGGGGUAUUACCAGCAACAGCACCAUGGAUACCAACAGCAGCACUACCACGACCAGAGUCAUCACCCCCGCCGUAGUCGGUCCAACAGCGGAGGCGGAUACCCACAAUCGCCAUCAUACUAUGGCCACGACUCUGCAUCUGCGACCUCGCCCAACUCGACAUACUCGGACUUUUCGUCGUCCACAGGACCUUGGUCAUCCUCUUCUGGUGGACCAUAUUCAGCCGGACAGGGUGGUGGAAGAGGAGGUGGACCAGAGUCAAGUACAUCGUCGUCGUUUGAUACAAACGUAGCUGUUCUUCCAUUCAUCACAUCAAUGCUUCGCGCCAUCACUCACUCAGGAACAAGGACUGCAGCAGGAGGACCUGGCUUCCUCACCAACGCACUGCGUCUUGCCGUGUCAUCACCACUACCCAGACAGGCAUCCGUGAGAACAUGGACAAGCAUUCCUACCACAACCAUUAGUCACGACCAUGCACCCAUUGUUUCUGGAUUCCGGUCCUGUCAACGCAUGAGUGCAACUACUCGGGUCCUUCAGUCCUCCCUUCUAGCCUCUUCCGCGUCGCGUGGCCUUUUCACCGCCACCACUGGUUCAAAGGUAGUAGCAGGAGCAACAGUAACAGCAGGAAGAGUUAUGACAGGACAAGUCCGUCGUCUCACCUUCCAAGAACUCCAACACCAACAGUACAUCCGCAGCUUCAGCACCAGCGGUCUCAGAAACAGCAGAAACGCACUCACAAGGGUCGCCGGAAACUUCACCAUCGACUCGUCCAACAAGGUUGUCUACACGAUCCUUGCCAUCAACGUCACCGUCUUUGGAAUCUGGCAGUACGCCGAGGGGAACGCGAGGCGGUUCAAUGAUGGGCGAUUGUACAUGUUUAUGUUUCGUCAUUUCACGGAUUCGUUGCAGAAUUUGAAGGAAGGGAGAGUUUGGACGUUGGUGACGAGUGCGUUCAGUCAUAAGGAGUGGUAUCAUAUUCUUUUGAAUACCAUGGUCCUCCUUUCCUUUGGCGAUCCUGUGUGGCGAUUGCUAGGAACGAGGAAGUUCCUGGCAGUAUACCUGGGCUCGGCGAUCACAGCCUCCCUCUCGAGCAUAGUCUACUACGCAAACCUGGAACCCUACCUCCGCAGGAUGCAACACAAACCUCCCAGCAACUCAAUUCAUUACUCCAUGGGCGCAUCUGGAUCCAUAAUGGGGAUCACGACUGCCUUUGCGUGUGUCUAUCCCAUGUCCCAAUACUCCUUGUUCUUUGUCAUCACCAUGCCUGCCGCCGCUCUUAUCGGUCUCUUUGGCGUGUAUGAGCUGUACAAUGUCCUCGCCGCCAAUACGGGUCGAUUUGAUUCCGCUGGACAUCUAGGAGGCGGGCUGUUUGGAGCCGCGUACUAUUUUACAAAACUUCGGCCUCUUAUCCGUCGGUAG
Molecule: messenger RNA, 2427 nt
Organism: Linnemannia hyalina
Lineage: Eukaryota; Fungi; Mortierellomycota; Mortierellomycetes; Mortierellales; Mortierellaceae
Source: the annotation of a GenBank genome assembly